AUGUUGGAGGGAAAAGGAGUCCGGGCCGUGACGGUGAUGUGGGUGAUGGCCUUCCUCUCGUUUGUUAUGGUUCCACUUCGGCUGUAUACCAGGAUCUACGUGAAUAGGGCCGUUGGCCUGGACGAUCAUGUCUUCACGCUGGCAUGGGUCUUCCUCUUUCUAUACACCAUCUUUGUCACUAUUGCGGGUCAUCACGGCUUCGGUCAGCCCCUGGACUCCCUGCCGGUGGACGAAGCGGUCAAUGCUGUCUACAACGAGAUAGUUGGACAGACGUUUGCUGUGCUGGGCAUGGCCAUUGCCAAAAUCUCAUUGGGCAUCUUUCUUCUGCGCAUUGUCGUCAAGAAGUGGCACCGCAUCUCCAUCUGGAUCUCCAUGGUCAGUCUGGCCCUCGUCUCCGUCAUGACGGCCAUUCUUCUCUGGGCGCAGAAGAGCCCGAUUAGGGCCACCUACGACCCUCGCGUCCAGGGUCGCCUCGUCGUCGCCAUCACGCCCUUCUCCAUCCUGCUUGGAAGUUGGUGUGCAGCGGUGGAUUUCUAUUUCGCCCUGCUUCCGUGGAUCUUUAUUUGGCAACUGAACAUGAGGUUCGCGGAAAAGAUUUCCAUCGCCUGUAGCUUGAGUUUGGGGUUCAUUGCCUGCGUCUGCGGCAUUAUCAGAACCAUCGACCUGAGCGGCCUCGGCAGCGCCAAUUACACCGAGGACACAGUGGGUCUUAUCAUCUGGUCUGCCGUCGAACUGGCAGUCACCUUGAUCUGUGUUGGAGUGCCGACUAUCCGUCCUUUGUAUCGUGCCAUCGUCCACGGGUCGCGUCCGGAGAGUUCCGACCGACGGUAUGUCAAACACAGCGAGUCAGACCAUUCGGCGCGCUUUCGCAUGCGUGCCAUCAUUCCCGAUGCGUCGCUUUUCACUACCGUGCGCGAUGGGACGACGGAGUCCUACAUCGCCCCGGACGAUCGCAGCGGCAACCAGAUCCUCCCUGGCCACGAUCCCUGUCCUAGCGAUGGCAUCCGUGUGCGCGAGGAGGUGCGCGUCGAGCGGGUGUAG
Aspergillus campestris IBT 28561 is the source of this 1041-nucleotide messenger RNA. RefSeq lists its product as uncharacterized. NCBI's taxonomy places the organism in Eukaryota, Fungi, Ascomycota, Eurotiomycetes, Eurotiales, Aspergillaceae. The transcript has 5 exons. The record is from RefSeq and is a predicted model, not a curated record. Bases 1 to 1041 code for a protein of 346 amino acids.